Molecule: messenger RNA, 4562 nt
Organism: Antechinus flavipes (yellow-footed antechinus)
Lineage: Eukaryota; Metazoa; Chordata; Mammalia; Dasyuromorphia; Dasyuridae
Gene: DNTTIP2
Product: deoxynucleotidyltransferase terminal interacting protein 2
Exons: 7
Coding region: 1171-3414 (747 amino acids)
Biological process (GO): RNA processing
Cellular component (GO): nucleolus
Molecular function (GO): RNA binding
Source: RefSeq, a predicted model, not a curated record
UUGCACUACAGGAUAUGCAAGGUGAGUUGGGGUUUUAAGAAGUCGUUUAGUGCACUAGCCAUUCAUUUUAAAAUAGAGAAAAGAGGGGCAGCUAGGUGGCGCAGUGGAUAGAGCACAUCUAAGUCUGGAGGAACUGAGUUCAAAUGUGGCAUCUGACAACACUGCCUAGCUGUGUGACCCCGGGCAAGUCACUUCACUCCAAUUGCCUCAGCAAAAAAUAAAAUAAAAUGGACAAAAGUACGACUCCCUUAAAAAGUAUUUCUUAAGCAGUCUCGUACCAGGCACUACGAAGAAAAACAAAACAGUUCCUGAUUCUAGGAGCCUAUACUCAAUGGGGAUGGAAAGACUACUACCUUGUUCAAGAUGAAUCUUAGGGAAAGCUUUCCUAAACCCUGCUCACUAGUGCCCUCUCUCCUAAACUACCUAGUUUUUUUUUUUUUUUAAUAUAUUUUGACUUUAUAUUUCUGUAUUUUGGUACGUUCUUAAUCUUAUUAAAAUAUAACAAUUAGGAAUUGCAUUUCAUCACUGUACUUGAUGAGCCUAGCACAAAACCCGAUUCGCAGAAAGGGCUCAAUAUUUUUGUGGGUAGGAAUACAAAAUUUUAGGGGAGUGGGGGAAGAGGUCACAAAGCGAAAAGUGGGCAAGUCAGCAUGAUCCGGGGUUGGCAGAUUCAAGCUGCCUCAACAAGCAAGGGUUAUCUAGUCACCACUGGAAAACAUGGGAGAGUUGAAGCGUUGGGGAUCGGUUAGGCUUGGGGUAACUCUAGGAUGGGAUGAAUGUCACUUUUUUCUCCAAACUUUCACGCAGAAGUCACGAAGAGGCGCCAAACGCUCGAUUCUAGGUCUUGGCUUUUUACCUACUUAUCUCCACCCGGAAGUAUUAGGGGAGGAAGAGAUGAACCUUGACGCCAGCUUCUUCACUCUACUUUCCUUCCCCGGCUCAGUGAUCUUCAGCUACGGAAACGGAACCGAACAGGGAGCCGGAAACGCCUCGCGAGGAGGGACUUCGGCACUUCCCCUCCCCGGAGUGACGUCAUUUAGGGAGGGAAGCUCCGGGAAUGGAAAAAAAUGGCUAAGACCGGAUUAGAAAACGUAUUUCCGGGGCGUCCUAAAAGAAGGAAGUGUCAGAACGUGAAGGCUGCAACAGCUGGCGGCUGAAAGAAUCAGCAGGAUGGUGGCCACCAGAUCGAUGCGGCCGGAGCAGCCUUUGCCGGGGAAAAUUAUGAUCAGUGAAUCCCCGGGGCGCAGGGUUUCACCUGCCCCCAGAGCGAGGAGGGGGCAAAGCAAAGAGCCGGAAGACAUGAAGGACUCGAAGACGGACCCCCCGAAUGAGGUGGACUCCAAGCCUCCCCUGCAGGAUCCUCCCACAGGCAGAGGGGCCCGCAGUCGAAGUCGCAGUGCCCUAGCACAGGUCAUUGAAUCGGUAACAGAUGGGGAGGUCUCGGAAGCUGAGUCUACUUGUAGUUACGCCUCUGGACUCCAGGAACCGACAGUCCGGAUCACAAGGAGAAGGCGCAUCAUCAUUCCCUGUCAGCCAGAAUCCAAAACCAGGGCUAGACAGAAGGCUGCUCGGAGCGAAUCCAUCAAGUCUGGCGAUGAAGGGGAAGUUUCCGAAACAGAGUCCUGCUCCUCAGUUCUGUCUGCCCCUCUGGCAUCUCCUGUCAGAACCAGAAGAGCCAAACAGAGAGAGACUAAGUUCCAGGUGGAUCCAAAUUCUGCUUUAUUGACUGAAGAAACUUCUGAUGCCGAGUCAUGGUGCUCAGGUGUUACAUCUAUUGGGAACCAAAGGACAAUGAGGAGCAAACAGAGGAAAUUAAAGCAAGAAAUUGAGGUACUAGUUGAAGUUGAAGAUGAUAAAGAUGUAAAGAAGGAUGAACAUGUAGUUCCUUCCCAACCAGAAGACAUCUCUGAAUCUGCAUGUGUGAAUACUCAGAGUUCAGAUGCUGAGCAGAGUGCUCCUUCUGGAAGUAGGCCUGAUCAACGUAAAGAUGAAAUUCAGGUAUCUGAUGAUAAAUCUGAAGGGAAAAGUUCAGAAGAGAAACCAAAAAUACAGACAAGAAGGAAGAAAGGUACCAAGGCAAAAGAAUCUUUAGAAGAAAAGAAUUUAAAUAAUGAGCUUCAUAUAUUGGAGGAGGAAAAAGAAACAAAUUGUGAAGAACUUGAACAAAGCAGCUUUGAAAAACAACUUAGUUCUCAAAGCCAGUCAACACCAGAUAAAACUAAAUUAGAGCACAAAAUGACAGAUGCUGACAGGGUAAGAAAAGCUUUUGUUCUUUUAGUUGAAUGUAAGGAGGAAAGCAAACAGAAUAAAAAGGCAGAGGAAAUCAAUGAUAUUACAGAAAUUACUGUUAAUGAGAACAGUGAUUGCAAAAUCAGCAUCAUUGAAGAUACUGAUGACAGAAAAGAACAUUUAGAAGGUGAUACUGUGAUAAGUCCUACCUCUGUUUCCAGCAGGUCCCAAGAUAACAAUGAUACUGUCCUGUUAGCUCUCAGCAGUGAUGAGCAAGAAAGUGAGACUGAGGAAAAUACAUUGUGUUUUAUUGAGAGUGAUGAGCAGAAGCUUUCACCUGAAAAAGAUUCAGAAGAUAACCCAUCAAGUGAUGUAUUCUUCAUCAUUGAUAAAACCCCUGGGUUGAGUUCUGACAAGAACUUUUAUAUAGAGGAAGAAAAAGCAAGUGAAAUAGCUAGUGAGCAGGAAAAUGAAGAAGAAAAAGAAGAAGUAAGUGAAGAAGAGGAACUUAUAGAUCAGGAAGAAAAGGAAGAUGAGUUCAUAGAUGAAGAUGACUUAUUAAGUAACACUAAGUCUAACCUCUUGAAGUUGUCAAGUAGCAGCAUAGACCCUGGUUUGAGUAUUAAACAACUUGGAGGCUUAUAUAUUAACUUUAAUGCAGAAAAAAUGGACUUCAACAAAAAGGCCCUUACACAAAUAAAGGAAAAAAACAAAAAGGAGCUUUUGCAAAAAACCAUAAUUACUCCUGAUUUUGAAAAGAAGGAUUGCAUCCCACCAUACAAAGAAUCACAAUUUCAACUUAAAAAAAAACGCAGAGAGGAACGGAAAAAAACAGCAGGAGAUGGCUGGUUUGGUAUGAAAGCCCCAGAAUUGACAACUGAAUUGAAAAAUGACCUCAAAGCGUUGCAGAUGAGAGCCAGUAUGGACCCUAAAAGGUUUUAUAAGAAAAAUGAUAGAGAUGGUUUUCCUAAAUAUUUCCAGGUUGGAACAAUUGCCGAUAAUCCUGCUGACUUCUAUCAUUCUCGAAUUCCUAAGAAGCAAAGGAAAAGAACAAUUGUGGAAGAAUUGCUGGCAGAUUCUGAAUUCAGAAGGUACAAUAAAAGGAAGUAUACGGAGAUCAUGAUGGAAAAAGCCAAUAAUGCAGCUGGAAAAAAGUUUAGGAAAAAGAAGAAAUUUCGAAACUAACAUUUAGUUACCUAAACAUACCUUGUAGAUUUUUAUUUUAUCUUCAUUUUUCCUUUAUUCGCUAAAGAUAUAUUGAAAGCUGCUGGUGUCAUACUAAUAAUAUACUGUAGGGCUGGCCCUAUUUAUAUAGCUUGUCCCCUGGGAAAAGUUAUAAGGGGAGUCUUGUGUGUAUUUUUUAAUUUUGCAGUUGAAAUUGGUGUGUUUAUUUUUUGGAAAAAAGAGAGAAGAGAAAUCAUGUGAUUUGGAGAUAAAGAUGUGUAGAUCUUUAAGAGACCCAAAAAGACUUAGAAUGUUUAAAAGUUUAAAAAUAUCACUAACAUGUUUGCAGUGUCUUUUGGUUAUUUAAGCAAUGUAGGGAGUGCCAACAUUUUUCAAGACACUGUCUCUUCUGCUCUAAAAGAGCUUUAUAAAAAUGAAUGUUCUUCCUGUACAAUAAUUUUUAGAUUUGGGAUAGUUAUGAUCAUAGAAUAUCAGAGUGAUAAUAUAUCCUGUUUCAUUUUACAUGUUUUAGUAUGAAAUUUUACAGAUAACUAUACUGUGCUGUAUAAAAAAAAAUUAAAACUCACUUUAAAACUCCAUUGAAGGCUUAAGAGGUAAGAAUUAUGUUCACUACAUGAAAUUUGUCAUCUUCAUAUUAUGCAUUCCUCUCCUUUGGGGUGACAAAUUAUAGGAAGGUAUUGAAGCUUGAAGCUAGUCAUAAGUACAGCAUGUAGGGCUAGAAAGGUACCUUAAAGAUGGUGUACCUCAAUAUAGCCCUUCAUUUUACAGAUGAAGAUAUUUGAAACUUGGACUGUGUAUCCUUAAAACCCCAUAGAAAUGUGAAUUGGUGGUAGUGAUGUUGAUAUUAGCACACAAGUAGCAAUAGUCAUGAUUCGACCCUGGGUUUUAACUCCAAAUCCAGUCUUUGCUGUAGUGUGUUGUCCAUCCCCAGAUGAUAAAGGGAGUGGAAAUCAUCUCAGCUAAGGAUCGUUUGAAGGUACUGGGACUGGAAGAAAGCAUCAUCUUUGUCCUCAGAUUUAUUUUGAAGGGUUUUCACAGAGGAGAGUUUAGAUCGAUUCUCCUUUGCCCAAGAUGGGCAGAAGAAAGACUACUGGGGAGAAACUUCAGGGCUGCAGUUAAUAGCUCAAUAAAAGGAAGAACAAAACUCA